AGAGGUCGAAAGAAGAUGAGUCAUCUGAUGAUGACAAUUAUCAACCAUACAUUCCUCUAAGAGAGCGAAGAAAGCAAAAGAUUUCAAAGUAUGAGAAUUACUUGGGUAGAGUUGGUGCACUAAGGGAGGAAGAGAAAAGGGGAGGAAGUAGCAGUGAGAAGGAAGACUGGAAUGCGGACCAUGCUGAUGAGGAGGAGGCAGAGGGGGCCAUUAACAUUGGACCAAAGCUUGGCAUCAGCUUGUUGGACCAGCACAGUGAACUUAAAAAGCGUGCCGAAGCACGGAGAGAGACUGCAAGAGAGAAGCAGCUGAAAGAAGAGGAAAGCAUUCUGUUGAGCGUUGCAGAGAAAACUGCCCUCAUGGGUGUCGCUGAGUUGGCCAAGGGAGUUCAGUAUGUUGACCCCAUCAAGACGUCGUGGCGACCACCGCGCUAUAUCCUGGAGAUGCCAGAGUGGAAGCAAGAACGAGUGCGUAAGAAGUACUUCAUAAUCACAGAGGGCGAAAACGCACCACCACCUAUCAAGACAUUCCGGGAGAUGAAGUUUCCUAAGCCAAUAUUAAAUGCACUGAAAAAGAAAGGAAUCCUCCAUCCAACACCAAUUCAGAUGCAAGGAAUGCCCGCUGUUUUGUCUGGGCGUGACAUGAUUGGCAUAGCAUUCACAGGAUCAGGGAAGACGCUAGUCUUUACGCUGCCCAUCCUCAUGUUUUCUCUGGAGCAGGAGACGCGAUUGCCAUUCUUCAGUAACGAGGGUCCAUACGGUCUCAUCGUCUGUCCGUCGAGAGAGUUAGCUAAGCAAACAGCUGAGAGUCUCGUGCAACUUAGUCAAGUUCUUGAAGAGGCAGGCAUGCCACAGCUCAGAACAGCCUUGUGUAUAGGUGGCACUGCUGUCAAAGACCAGAUGGAAAUAAUAAAACGGGGCGUUCAUAUUGUUGUGGCAACACCUGGGAGACUCAUGGACAUGUUAGCAAAGAAGAUGUUGAACUUGGACAUCUGUCGCUAUCUGUGCUUAGAUGAGGCUGACAGGAUGAUAGACAUGGGCUUUGAGGAAGACGUUAGAACGAUAUUCUCUUACUUCAAGGGCCAGCGUCAGACGCUACUCUUCUCUGCAACCAUGCCGAAGAAGAUCCAGAACUUUGCGAAGAGCGCUCUCGUGAAGCCGGUUACUGUGAACGUGGGCCGCGCUGGCGCCGCCAACCUCGACGUCAUUCAGGAGGUGGAGUACGUGAAGCAGGAGGCGCGCAUCAUCUACCUGCUCGAGUGUCUGCAGAAGACAGCGCCGCCUGUACUGAUUUUUGCCGAGAAGAAACAGGAUGUAGAUGCGAUCCAUGAAUACCUGCUGUUGAAGGGUGUCGAAGCUGUGGCCAUCCAUGGAGGGAAAGAUCAGGAAGAACGAAGCACAUCAGUGGAGGCCUUCCGUGCAGGCAGGAAGGACGUGCUUGUAGCAACUGACAUUGCUUCAAAGGGGUUGGACUUCCCUGAUAUAAAACAUGUCAUCAAUUUUGACAUGCCAGAAGACAUUGAAAACUACGUGCAUCGGAUAGGCCGUACUGGUCGCAGCGGUAAAACCGGCAUUGCUACCACCUUCAUCAACAAGUCGUGUGAGGAGUCCGUACUGCUGGACCUCAAACACCUGCUCAUAGAGGCAAAGCAAAAGGUGGCACCCUUCCUGGCCGCACUCUUCUCCGAGAAUGAGCAGUAUCUCAGCAUUGGAGGUGAGCAGGGCUGUUCUUACUGUGGCGGUCUGGGUCACAGAAUCAACAUCUGCCCGAAGCUGGAGGCGAUGCAGACAAAGCAGGCGAGCAACAUUGGCAGGAAGGACUACCUGGCACAGGGAGCUGCAGAUUGGUAGGCGUGUCUGCUCUAGAGGUGAGCCGUCACGACCUUCAUGUCUAACCAUUUGCGUUCCUGACGCAUCCUUACUAAAAUUACUACUCUCUCUCUCUCUCUCUUUCUCUCUCUCUCUCUCUACCUCUCACUCUCUCCUCUCUCCU
Messenger RNA from Priapulus caudatus, 1992 nucleotides. RefSeq names its product probable ATP-dependent RNA helicase DDX41. The record is from RefSeq and is a predicted model, not a curated record. The transcript has 13 exons. Lineage: Eukaryota; Metazoa; Priapulida; Priapulimorpha; Priapulimorphida; Priapulidae. The coding region runs from base 360 to 1850 and encodes 496 amino acids. Gene Ontology annotation, cellular component: spliceosomal complex. Gene Ontology annotation, biological process: mRNA splicing, via spliceosome. Gene Ontology annotation, molecular function: RNA binding; ATP binding; RNA helicase activity.